UAUGGGCUGAAAAGGUGUGUUUAUGAAGCUGUGAUUUGUUUUAAAAGAAUUUGACUGUGCCUCCAUUUGUGGCCGACUCCAAAUCAUUGCUUUCCAUUACUUUUGUCUCUCCAAAAUCUUUCUCCUUAUAUUAAUUCACUUUCAUACUUCCGUUUUCUCCCACAUUCCCCAUUUCCAUCGCGAAUUUAUCAUUAGGGUUUCUGUUUUUCCUUAAUUUCGCUGUCUUCUGAUUCCAACUUGCUGGAAUGUGAUGGGGGAAUGAUUCAAUGAGUUUUCCGAUUCCCUUUGUUCUUAAUGGGCUGCGUUUUUGGCCGAGAGGUUUCUGCGAAGCCCGUUCAGAGACCGAACGCCGAUGACGAAAUUAGGGCUUCUGCCAAGGCGGAGGUUCCUGAGAUUCGAGCUGAUGCUGCCGCUAAUGUUCGCAAUGGCGGAAGUAGGAACGAGGUUGAUGAUGAUAGAGGUUCGAGGCCGAGGCGGCGAUCGUCGAGGCCGAAUCCGAGAUUGAGUAAUCCGCCGAAGCAUGGCGAGCAAGUCGCCGCUGGUUGGCCGUCUUGGCUCUCCGCCGUCGCCGGUGAAGCUAUCAAUGGAUGGAUUCCUCGCCGUGCUGACAGUUUCGAGAAGCUUGAUAAAAUUGGGCAAGGGACGUAUAGUAAUGUGUACAAAGCCAGAGACUCAUUGACAGGGAAGAUUGUGGCUCUGAAGAAGGUUCGUUUCGACAAUUUGGAGCCCGAGAGCGUCAAGUUUAUGGCCCGGGAAAUUCUCAUUCUGCGGCGUUUGGAUCAUCCAAAUGUUGUUAAACUCGAAGGUUUGGUGACGUCCCGAAUGUCGUGUAGUUUAUAUCUUGUAUUUGAAUACAUGGAACACGAUCUGGCUGGACUUGCUGCGAGCCCCGGGAUCAAGUUUACGGAAUCGCAGGUUAAAUGUUACAUGAACCAAUUGUUAUCAGGGCUUGAACAUUGUCACAACCGUCACGUGCUGCAUCGUGAUAUAAAGGGAUCGAAUCUUCUGAUCGAUAACGAUGGGAUCCUUAGGAUAGCUGAUUUCGGAUUGGCGUCUGUCUUUGAUCCUAACCACAAGCAUCCAAUGACAAGUAGGGUGGUUACGCUAUGGUAUCGACCUCCUGAACUUCUUCUUGGAGCUACUGAUUAUGGCGUUGGUGUAGACCUCUGGAGUGCUGGCUGCAUUUUAGCCGAGCUGUUAGCUGGAAAGCCUAUCAUGCCCGGUCGCACCGAGGUUGAGCAGCUGCAUAAGAUAUUCAAGUUAUGUGGCUCUCCUACAGAAGAAUACUGGAAAAAGUCGAGAUUGCCUCAUGCAACCAUAUUCAAGCCUCAACAUUCAUACAAGAGAUGCAUAGCAGAGACGUUUAAAGACUUCCCGCCGUCAUCUCUGCCACUAAUCGAGACGCUUCUCGCCAUCGACCCCGCUGAACGCCUAACUGCCACGGCUGCUUUACAUAGUGAAUUUUUCACUACAAAGCCAUAUGCUUGUGAGCCUUCCAGUCUUCCUAAGUAUCCUCCAAGCAAGGAAAUGGAUGCAAAACUACGGGACGAAGAAGCUAGAAGGCUAAGAGCUGUUGGCAGAAGCAAUGCAGAUGGAGUGAAGAGAACACGGGCACGUGAUCGAGCUGUUCGGGCAAUUCCUGCUCCAGAAGCCAAUGCUGAGCUUCAAGCCAAUCUCGAUAGACGACGUCUCAUAACACACGCAAAUGCGAAGAGCAAGAGUGAAAAGUUUCCUCCUCCACAUCAAGACGGAGCGAUUGGCUACCAACUGGGAUCUUCGCAUCACGUCGAUCCGAUCUAUGAUCCUCCCGACGUUCCAUUUAGCACCAUGAAUUUCUCGUAUCCAAAAGCAAGCAUCCAAACAUGGUCUGGUCCCUUGAUGGACCCAGGUGCCGUUGGUGCUCCUCCAAGAAGGAGAAAACACACCGCAGGUCAUUCAUCAAGAUCAUCAUCCAAGGACUUGAAUAAGGAUAAAAAUUCUGCUCGUAUCUAAUACACGAAAACGUUAUCGACGAUCUCGGAUGAGCUUCAGAUAGCUCCUCGAAGAGAUCUUAAUCCAGCAUCUGUAAGGUCAAGCCUGGGAAAUUCGAUUGAAUUCUUCGGAAUGGUAGAGUAUAUCAUUUCUCAUUUUUAAAAUUUUCAGUUUUCUAUAUUCUUGUAAGAUCAGAUGCUUCGCUGGUUUGUAUAUUUCAAAGUCCUACUAAACUAUAUUAGCUUAUUGAAAAUAUCAAUAAAAUUUGUCUUUGGAAACCCUUCAAUGAUCCUUUGAAUUCAUUUGCUUCAUGGGAUCUGGAGGAUUUCCAAAUUCAAUGAAA
Molecule: messenger RNA, 2314 nt
Organism: Cucurbita pepo subsp. pepo (vegetable marrow)
Lineage: Eukaryota; Viridiplantae; Streptophyta; Magnoliopsida; Cucurbitales; Cucurbitaceae
Product: putative serine/threonine-protein kinase At1g54610
Biological process (GO): protein phosphorylation; positive regulation of transcription elongation by RNA polymerase II
Cellular component (GO): nucleus; cyclin-dependent protein kinase holoenzyme complex
Molecular function (GO): ATP binding; RNA polymerase II CTD heptapeptide repeat kinase activity
Source: RefSeq, a predicted model, not a curated record